Wasmannia auropunctata (little fire ant) is the source of this 1948-nucleotide messenger RNA. It is a transcript of the gene Dtwd2, whose product is annotated as DTW domain-containing protein 2. The record is from RefSeq and is a predicted model, not a curated record. Bases 508 to 1269 code for a protein of 253 amino acids. The transcript is spliced from 5 exons. Lineage: Eukaryota; Metazoa; Arthropoda; Insecta; Hymenoptera; Formicidae.
CGACGCGACGGACGCGCGCGCUGGAACGGAAUUAUUUGAUUUUUGUCGCGUGCUCGUGUGUAUAUUUACAUUUUUUUGCUCAAAACGAUAUAUACACUCGGACGUUGGAGAGAGAGAGAGAGAGAGAGAGAGAGAGAGAGAGAGAGAGAGAGUUCAGAGUGCGAAAAGUGCAGGCAGCACAAGCCGAGAGAAAUGAAUGUACCUAACCUCCGAUGUUCCUAACCUCUCAUUUUCCGCACUUUUUCCGCUCUUCUCUCGCGGUUUAUUAAUUAUGUCAAUGCGCACCGCCGUCGUUUUCCCGCUGUAAAUUUUCGUCCUCGCAUAUGUGUUCUACACUCGUUACUCUCGCCCUAAGAUUUAGCUCGAUCUGUCAACGUAAACAUUAUAUGACCCAUGUAUGGCGAUCACGAGACCCGAGCGCUCGUUAUACCGCUCCGGACAGUCCGAACGCGUGGGUCGGCCCAUCGCGAGAUUAUGUAUACGCUCAUUAGAUAAUCCUGGCUCGUCAUGACGAACGAGGACACCGUGUGGAGCGAACUGGCAGGCAUCCCCGCCGAUCCCCCCGAGACAAGGGACAAGUGUCAACAAUGCAGGAGGCCCGUACAGGUGUGCUGGUGCCCGGGUUUGCCGAAGCAGCGUUUCAACCCGGCGUCGCGGAUAAUAAUCCUUCAGCAUCCGGCGGAGGCGAAGCGCUGCUUGCGAACAGUACCGAUGCUCGCGCUGGCGUUAGAGUCGGGAAAGUGCCUAAUUUUCAGGGGAAAGAAGUUUCCACUGCCCAAACACGAAGGACUGGCAGAGAUAUUAAAUGACAGGAAUACUAUUUUGUUAUAUCCAUCGCCUGGUGCCGUGGCACUGGACACCCUGGAUCCAGUCGGGAUUAACGAACAAAAGGCGUAUAACUUGGUUCUGCUGGAUGGAACGUGGCCGCAAGCGAAAGCGAUAUAUCACUCGAGUCCGGCUCUGUAUUUUCUGCGAGCGUGCAAGCUGAUCGGCGUGCCCACUAGCGAAUACGUGAUCAGAACGCAGCCGACGGAAGGCUGUCUCUCGACGCUGGAGACGGGCGCAAGUGCGCUCUCAAUUCUGGAGGGCGAUCCCGAACUGAGGGAGAAGAUGCUGGGUCCGCUACAUUAUUUAUGCAAGUUUCAAUUAGAAAAUGGUGCGGUAACACAUCAGAGCAAGGAAUUUCUUAUCAAACAGAAAGCUUAUCCCAAAUUAAUUGGCAAAAGACUCGCCAAACAAUUACGUAUAUUGCCAGACAGUACCUCGUAACAUUAAGAUAUAAUUGAAAAUUAGAUAGGGAAAAGGGGAAAAGGUAUAGGUAAAAAAAUAUAUGUGAAAAUCAUUUAUGAACUUUAUAUAAAGAGCGUUGUGUGAUAUGGAAACGAAAAAGAAUUUACUCUGCGUAAAGUGUUAGCACGAGUUUUGAUAAAUUUUCUGCUUACAAUUAUAGGCCGGUAUUCAUUUUGUUGGUUUUUAUAUUUGAGACCAUCUUAAGUACUACAGUUUUUAAAAUAUCAAAAUAUCACAAGUCAAUCAUACAAGAGCUAUAUUAUCAUCUUUUGAAACGUUACUCAAGAUGGUUUUCAAAUAAGAAUGAAUUAUGAAUAUUGGCCCUAAAACAAGCAUUAAGGAAUACUCUCUAUUCCAGCGACUAAAAAAAAUUUUUUUAAUAAUAAAAAGUGUGAUCUUUUUGGAGAUUUAUACAUCUUUUUACUCAUGUUUUCUUCUAAUAUUCAAUAUCAAGAUAUCUUCUAUUAUUUUUGAAUAUCUGUAUAAUGAGUAUUGAAUAUUCGAUUUCUUGCAAAUAUAGAGAUUUCCGUGUUUGAAAGAACAACUCAAUAAUAUAAUAUUUCUUAUAAUAUAAUUGUCAGAAAUGUAAAAAAAAAUCUACUUUCAUUGUAUGGAAUGUAUUUGGAAUAUUAAAUUUAAUUUUAUUAGAAAAUAAAAA